Messenger RNA from Gloeophyllum trabeum ATCC 11539, 990 nucleotides. RefSeq lists its product as uncharacterized. The coding region runs from base 1 to 990 and encodes 329 amino acids. The record is from RefSeq and is a predicted model, not a curated record. The transcript is spliced from 13 exons. NCBI's taxonomy places the organism in Eukaryota, Fungi, Basidiomycota, Agaricomycetes, Gloeophyllales, Gloeophyllaceae.
AUGUCUACCCUCAUCAUUGCGCCCGGGCAAUUUGAACUAAUCGUGACUAGCGCUGGACCCCAGAUCAUUGGGUUUGCAUUCAACUGGAUGCUGCAGGGUAUACUUACGACGCAAGUGUACAUCUAUCAUCUAUGUUUCCGGAAAGACUCUUUGUAUAUCCAGGCUCUGGUCUACGGAAUAUUCAUCUUCGAAUGGGUUCAGACGGGCUUGAUUACCGUCGACUACUUCGAUGCAUUUAUCUACCAUUAUGGCGACAUACGCGCACUCACCUCCUACUACAACACCUGGUUCAGCGUAACUAUCAUGUGCGGCGUAGUUGCCGCAACGGUGCAGAGUGUCUUUGCGUGGCGCAUCUGGGUUCUGUCGAAAUCACGCAUCGUCCCUUGCUUAAUCGUAUUGCUUGCAUCGGCCAUGGUCAUCAUUUCCAUUGUAGGCGGCGUGAAGAUCAAGCAGAUUACUUCCGCUACCCAAGCGGCAGCUGCGAGGCCAAUCAUCACGACAUGGCUCUGUGGAAGUGCUAGCAUCGAUGUCAUUAUCGCAGUAGCCAUGACCAUCUUACUCCUGAGAGCCAAAUCCGGCAUCGCCGAGUCCGAUGCAAUAAUUCAUCGCCUCAUCCGUCUGGUGGUCGAGAGCGGCAGUUUGACUGCAUUUUUCGCCGUCAUAUUCGUCAUAUUCUUCAGUGUGUGGCCGAAUACACUACUCCAUGAAUGCACUGCCCUAGUCCUCACAAAGCUCUAUUCCAACAUGCUCCUGACGAGCUUCAACAAUCGCAUUUUCGUACGGGGUACAGGAUUCCCAGGCACCAGUUCUUCUCGACUAGCCCACACCUUGAGCAGCGGGAGUGAAUUUUCUGCUCCUCGGCAUGGAGCAUUACGCGAUCUGAAUGCCGUGAGAAUCAAUGUAGCGCAGGAAACAUUCGCACACGAUGACAUAGCUCUGCAGGACGCCCAGGAGUUCAAGUCUCAGGAGAAGCUACCGAUGGCGCGGUGA